AUGGAUAUGGAUGGUAUGAGCAUGUCCACCACUUCGACGGGUUGUGACCCUGUCAACUUUUGGAAUUGGGUAACUGUCGGAUCUUGUCUCUUGGCAAGUUCAUGGAAUGUCAACACCAAGGGCCAGUUUGCAGGCACAUGUAUCGGUGUGUUUUGUUUUGUACUGAUUAUAGAGUUUUUGGACCGCAUCAAGCGCGAGUAUGACCGGUACCUCUAUCGACAAUGGCAUUGGACUACUGCAGGCGGUAAGACCGAGGAAUUUCUGCCAUCGAUGGAGCUGGUUCUACCGAAUCCUAUUUUUUCCUUUUCCCACUCACCAGCUUUUGUCUACUACCGCCCGUCGAUUUUUGCGCAGGUCGUUCGAACGGGGCUUUACUUAGUCCAGUAUAUUGGAAUUUAUAUUGUGAUGCUGAUAGCCAUGUCAUAUAACGGCUAUGUCAUCAUAAUGAUCUUUUCAGGCGGGCUAGUCGGCUACUUUUUAUUCAGCGCAGAUGUAUUUAAGCCAGCCGUUUGUGAGAUUGGCACCGAAAGUGGUAGUCCUUUGAUUGGCGGUUUUAUAUUUUGA
Magnusiomyces paraingens is the source of this 564-nucleotide messenger RNA. RefSeq lists its product as uncharacterized. Lineage: Eukaryota; Fungi; Ascomycota; Dipodascomycetes; Dipodascales; Dipodascaceae. Gene Ontology annotation, molecular function: copper ion transmembrane transporter activity. Gene Ontology annotation, cellular component: membrane. Bases 1 to 564 code for a protein of 187 amino acids. The transcript has a single exon. The record is from RefSeq and is a predicted model, not a curated record. Gene Ontology annotation, biological process: copper ion transmembrane transport.